This is a messenger RNA of Aspergillus uvarum CBS 121591, 2220 nucleotides long. Its product is annotated as putative quinol monooxygenase. The record is from RefSeq and is a predicted model, not a curated record. The transcript is spliced from 8 exons. The coding region runs from base 1 to 2220 and encodes 739 amino acids. Lineage: Eukaryota; Fungi; Ascomycota; Eurotiomycetes; Eurotiales; Aspergillaceae.
AUGUCGGAGUCUUCUAACCUUGUGUCACUGCAGGUGCGCAUCUGGGUGGCGGAGAAGGACGUUGCGAAAUAUUUCGAAGCCCUCGGGGCUGUCUUUUACAAGAUUGCCCGCGAACCCGAAUGCACGCUCUUCGAAGUGUAUCAGUCGCAGGAAAACAAAGGGGAGAUCUUAGUGCUCAAGAAUUGUUCUCUUCAGCUUGGAACUCUUCGGCUGAUAUGGGAGCAGGUGGCGAUGAAAAGACCGUAUCUCGAUGAGUACCAUGAUACUGUCGAACCAUUGUUUAUCAAGCCCAAAGAGGUGACAAUUGCCGAUCGCUCGUCGUGUCGAGUACCCGAUCAAGAAGCAGCCACCAACCUCAGUCCCAUCCACAUCUCUACAUUUCCUCACUUCCCUCAGAAAAGUAGGAGAAGCUCUAGCGAGUUCUCUCAGCACCAGAGACACCAGCGAUCUGGAGCCAGCACUUGUCUUCCUCAACAAACUGCUUUCUUCAUCGCCUCUGAAACUGAUUCUACGUUGUUUACUCUCUUCAACCUGAAACUUAGUUUCUACCCUCCGCAACACAUCCUCAACUUGGCAUCAGUCAUGGAGAAUGAACUCUCAACCCACACAUCUCAUGAAAGUGAUAAAACAUCAGAGUUAUCUCACAGCAGCCCACCAUCACCCCUCAGUAUUGGCGUCGAUUCACAGCACGUCUCCAAGCAGCUACCGACCGCGGACAAUGGAGUUCCGACCCAGGUCACUCACAAAAGUGUAGAUCCCUCAAAGUUCUCGCACAAUAGCUCUGGCAUUUCUCCUGGUGAUGGAGUUUGUCCAACAACAUCGCAGUUUAAUCUGUGUUAUCGAUCCAAGUUUACUCAGUGGAAAAAUGCGGCCACUGCGCAUAUCCCGGGCUCUGAUUCGUUGGAAUUCUACAUACAAUCCUUCUUAGACCUGCUCAAGGACGUUCCUCCAUUUUUUCAUUCUCCUCCGGAAGAGGUGGUGAGAAAUGUGGGCGACUGUCUUAUCGAAUCAGAGAUAUGCAUCGAGUCAACGGAGGAUCCCUCCUGCGAUCAACCUCGUAUGUCCCUCAAAUAUCGUCACUUCAUCGCAAAGCCAUGGCCUGUCACAUGCCGUACUGCUACAGAAAUGCCAACAGAAGUUGCAAUCCCCGCUUCUGCGAGUCCUCUUCGUGCCGGUUAUUUCACGAGCAUCGCCCUAGCCUGGUCUUAUAUCUUUUCUGCCCGCUGGGUGGAGAUUCUACAGCAAGCUGGGUUGGAGUGUCAGAUGUUUCAUGCAAAAGGCUUGAAGCUUAAAAACUCUUUCUGGGACAUUGUUCUGCAGGGUCAUUGGGAAGCUCGAUGCAGGGACCCCGAAGACGAGGAAGAACAAGUUUACUCUCCGUGGAUGCUGAGACUGUCUGACAUUUCAAACGCCCAACUAUUCCAAUCUAUUGAUCAAUGCAUGUUUCUCAGCGCAGCAAAAGAGGCUAUCGACUCACUGAUUUGUAGGGCCGCGUACCUAGGUAUAAGUGAAGCUCUCUCGCCAUUGGAUAAGCUGAGCAAGCAGCCGCUGCAGUCAGAGCACAAAUCCUAUGAUAAGCAAUGUCACCCUAUUGACAAGAUUGAUGAGCGGCAGCUCCUCCACGCGAUAACGUAUGAGAAACCACAUUUGAGUCUUUUCUGGGCAGCCGCAAUUUACACCAGCCAGAUGAACUAUCGCUCAGCCUCUUCCCAGGAGCUCAUGAGCACUCGGGUGGAUGAGUUUCAGACCUCGCACUUCUGUCUGUCCAACACUAGUUCACUGCCGUGGCCAUGGUCUCCCGCACCACCAUUUGGCUCAACUCCAGUCACAAAUCUAAGCCUCGAGGCUAGGGAGCAUCUUCCACACACGCAUAUACCUCGUUCCUGGCAGAUAUACUGGGUACUAGAAUCUGGGCAAAGGAUUCCCGCCAGCAGCAAACAUGAGAUCGAAAAUUCAAAGGGGAUGCUGAAGAAUCUGGCUGAAGUGCAAUCGCACAAUGGAACACAGAGGCUCUUCUGUUGGCAGAGACAUCACGAGGGUGCUAUAUGGCUUGACGAUGGGUUGGGUGACCUUGACGCAAUCCGACGUAUGCAGAUACAUCCUUGGAUCAAAGACCCCUGGAACAAUGAUGACUUUCCGGUUUCUAAACCUCAACACAAGGAGCUUGAUUUGGAGAGAAUCUUGCAAUGGAGAGAUGCGGUAGAGCACGAUGGCUACUAG